ACCACCUCUCUCUCCUGUGCACAUGUUUUUUUUAGCUCAAUCCUUUGGCUUUGUCAGCCACUCAGCUCCCAUCGCCCGCUAUAUAUACACAGAUCGCUUGCUCUCUUGCUUUCUCCCUUCCCUUCCUGCUUGUUGACGAUUAGUUGUGAGAUUCACUCCACACCCCUCCCCGUUUCUACAUCGCUCCCCAGCUACCUCGGCUUCGUGCAAUUAACAGCGGCUAGUGUAUGCACGCCAGGCAGCAUGGCGGAGUGUAAGCGCGGCGACGGCGGCGGCAUGUCGCCGUCUUCGUCCAUGGACAGCAGCACCCACCCGGUGCUCUCCACGACGUCGUCGGGCUGCCGGCCGGCGAGCCGGCGGGACCUCAGCACCGACCUCCAGCUAGGGCUCAGCCUGUCGCCGGCGUCAUCCUCCCUCCUCGUCGCAGAGACCAAGAGCAUCCCUUCUACGCCAAGGAACCAAGUACUCCCUGAUUGGCCCCCGAUCAAGCCAUUCCUCAGAAGCGCCCUGACGGCGUCAGCACGCCGACGGCGGACAUUGUUCGUGAAGGUGUAUAUGGAAGGCGUUCCAAUCGGUCGGAAGCUGGAUUUGCUCUUGCUGGAUGGGUACGACAGCCUCCUUGCCAAACUACGCCACAUGUUCAAGACUCCCAUCACCUAUGCUGAUGUUAUGGAGUACCAUCAACGAAUUCCCCGCGAGAAGGCUGCACAUGUCCUCACCUAUGAAGACCAGGAUGGAGACUGGAUGAUGGUUGGGGAUGUACCUUGGGAGCUCUUCCUUGCAAGUGUAAAGAAACUGAGGAUUGCAAGAACAGAUAAAUGCUAGUUAGCAAACUUAUUCAUGCGGUGGGCUUUAUAUUUCUUUCUUCUUUUAUAUAGGUUCAUUGAGAAAGAUUUUGCUGAACAGAGUGGGCAUGUGAAGCUGAGGCUAUACUAACUGUGUACAGUAUACUUAAGAAAAUCAAACCUGGCUACCUCCCUAGAAAAAUUAGAAUUCUGUAUUUUAUAUGCUCCUUUAGUCCUUUUCUGUUUCUUCAACUUGCCUUGUAAAUACCAUGGUUAUUCGUUGAAGAGCAGAGAAUUUGUAUUCCAAAUACUGUAAUCCAAUAUAUAUAUUUUCUUGCAAGUACAUAGUAUUUGCAAAGCUUUUCUUGUUAA
Molecule: messenger RNA, 1157 nt
Organism: Setaria italica (foxtail millet)
Lineage: Eukaryota; Viridiplantae; Streptophyta; Magnoliopsida; Poales; Poaceae
Product: auxin-responsive protein IAA4
Exons: 4
Coding region: 244-825 (193 amino acids)
Biological process (GO): regulation of DNA-templated transcription
Cellular component (GO): nucleus
Molecular function (GO): protein binding
Source: RefSeq, a predicted model, not a curated record